CUGAUAAACUUUUUAGUUUUAAUCUGUCCUUCUGUGUAUGUGAUUCAUGUUCAUAUUUAACAUACAGUUUGACGCAAAGCUCAGGUACGUUUCCUUUUCUUUAUUACCCUAUGUUCCAUAAUUAGAACAACUUGCAGAAAGUGUUUGUUCCACAACAGUUCUAUGUAGUUUCAGUUGAUCCCAUGUCCAAAAGUUGACCACUCGCAAAGAAUGAUCAAUUUUUAGUAAACAAUCUGAUCGGUUGACUGCCAAAGUUCUUAUUUCUCUUAUUCUAUGUGAAGAUGGGUGAAUUCUUUUACUGGGUUUUGGUUAACAUGCAUUCUAGGAGAUGGGUAUUUGGUGUUGCUUUGUGGCAACCGACAAUAAAACCUAGGGAUUAUGAUCCUUUGUUUUUUCGUCCUUUUGCUUUGUUGCUUUGAGAUUCGUGUUUAGAGGUAUGUUCCUGAUUUGCUACUUCCAUUAAGAAAUAGAAAAGGUGGCGUUUCUGAAUAUGUUUCUUUGCAUGUUGAUUUAGUUUUUCUAGUUGUUACUGAUGACAGAGUACCCAUCGAACAGAAACAAGGCAAUAUCACCCUUCCAACUUUUUCUCUUGGUCUGAUGGUCUCACUUUCAGCCUUUUCCAGUUUCCCUUUGGAGUUGCCCAAGGUUGAAGAUUCAGUGGCCAAAAGAAAGGAGGAAGAAAGUAGGCUGCCAUCAAAUCCUGAAGAAGUAGAAGAUCUGCGUCGUAGUUCUGCUACUAAUCCAUUAAUUGUGUUCACAUUUGACGAACUAAGAAAAAUCACUGGUAACUUUAGACAAGAUCACAUGCUAGGUGGAGGGGGAUUUGGUAGUGUUUACAAAGGCUUCCUUGAUGAUUUAAAAGACACGAUUUCUCCUAUACCAGUAGCCGUUAAGGUUCACGAUGGGGAUAACAGUUAUCAAGGCCAUAGAGAAUGGCUGGCUGAAGUCAUAUUUUUGGGACAGCUCUCUCAUCCAAAUUUAGUGAAACUGAUUGGUUACUGCUGCGAAGACGAGCAUAGAGUUCUCAUAUAUGAGUAUAUGGCACGUGGAAGCGUGGAGAAUAAUUUAUUUUCGAGGGUGUUACUUCCUCUUCCAUGGUCAACUAGAAUGAAGAUUGCUUUUGGUGCUGCAAAAGGACUUGCCUUCCUUCAUGAUGCAGAAAAACCUGUCAUAUAUCGUGAUUUCAAAACUUCAAACAUUUUACUAGACCCGGACUACAAUGCAAAACUUUCCGACUUUGGCCUAGCUAAAGAUGGACCCGUUGGUGAUAAAUCUCAUGUUUCUACUCGCAUAAUGGGAACAUAUGGAUACGCAGCACCAGAAUACAUCAUGACAGGCCAUUUGACUCCAAGAAGCGAUGUUUAUAGCUACGGUAUCGUUCUUCUUGAACUUCUAACGGGAAGAAAAUCAUUGGACAAAUCUAGACCGCCCCGAGAACAGAACCUUGCUGAUUGGGCUCUCCCAUUGCUCAAGGAAAAGAAGAAGUUGCUAGACAUUGCUGACCCUAGGCUAGGAGAUUAUCCGGUUAAAGGGUUCCACAAGGCGGCCAUGCUAUCUUACCAUUGCUUGAACCGUAAUCCUAAAGCCAGACCACUUAUGCGCGAUAUAGUAGAUUCAUUGGAGCCGCUGCAGAUUGCACCCGAGGUUUUGUCGGAAGGAACUACCUUGACUCUGGUUGCUGAUAAAUGAACAUGUAGCAAAGAUGCAUACAAACUACUUUUUGUUCUUCUAUUCUUUUUAAGCUUAACAUCCAUCCAACCUUUAUGGGCAGUUUUUGCACCAUAUUGUCAUAUGGGCAUGUUCCUAUGUAAUGUUACUAGUCCAUAAAAAGUUCAUUAAUCUAGUGCUUUCUUAUUUUU
Molecule: messenger RNA, 1859 nt
Organism: Cynara cardunculus var. scolymus (artichoke)
Lineage: Eukaryota; Viridiplantae; Streptophyta; Magnoliopsida; Asterales; Asteraceae
Product: probable serine/threonine-protein kinase PBL16
Exons: 6
Coding region: 598-1689 (363 amino acids)
Biological process (GO): protein phosphorylation
Molecular function (GO): ATP binding; protein kinase activity
Source: RefSeq, a predicted model, not a curated record